UAUCCUCAUGAGUGAUUGGACGAGGUGAAUCUUUAAAAAUCUGGAUUGUGUUGAAGGCAAAUUUAGUAAACAAUAGUCGAGGAAGAAGAACACAUCUUUGCUGCAACUGAUUUUGACAAGUCAUGAGUGGAUGUCCGUACUUUGAGAAGAGGCAUUUGUUAUUCAAAAACAAGCCUCCCAAAACAGAAGAUGAUGAAGAUACCUCUCAGGCAGGGGUUAACAAGGCCAGUAAAGGAGGUAUUAUCUAUGGAGACUACCUGCAGCUCGAUAAAAUAGUCGAAGCUCAAGUACUACAGAGUGAACUGAAGGGUAAUAAGAUCCAUGACGAGCACCUUUUCAUCGUCACCCAUCAAGCCUAUGAACUGUGGUUCAAACAGAUCUUGUUUGAACUUGAUUCAGUGCGAGAGAUCUUCAUCAGUGGACACGUCCGUGAUGAGCGCAACAUGCUCAAAGUCAACACUCGCAUUCACAGGAUUGUAAUGAUCUUCAGACUGUUGGUGGACCAGUUUGCAGUUUUGGAAACAAUGACAGCUUUGGACUUUUUUGACUUUAGGGAAUACCUGUCUGCAGCCUCUGGCUUCCAAAGCCUUCAGUUUCGGCUCUUGGAGAACAAAAUCGGGGUCCCAGACAACCUGAGGGUUCCCUACAACAGACGUCAUUACAGGGACAACUUCAAGGGUCAUGAUAGUGAGAUGUUACUCAUCACUGAACAGGAGCGCACACUAUUAAAACUAGUAGAGGAGUGGCUGGAGAGAACUCCUGGCUUGGAGGCAGAUGGAUUCAAUUUCUGGGAAAAGCUGGAAAUCAAUAUAUUUGAUGGGUUGAAUCAGGAGAAGGAGAAACUUGAGAAAAUGCCAGAUUCUGAGGAGAAGGAGGAAAUGAUGGAAGAGCUGGUCAAACAGAGAGAGCUCUUCACAUCCCUGUUUGACGAGAAGCGUCAUGACCAUCUCGUCAGCAAAGGUGAGAGGCGGCUCUCUUACAAGGCUUUGCAAGGUGCUCUGAUGAUCUACUUCUACAGAGAGGAGCCGAGGUUCCAGGUUCCAUUCCAACUGCUCACCUCCCUCAUGGAUAUCGACACCCUUAUGACAAAAUGGAGAUACAAUCAUGUGUGCAUGGUGCAUCGUAUGAUUGGCAGCAAAGCUGGCACAGGAGGAUCAUCUGGCUACCACUACCUGAGAUCUACUGUCAGUGACCGCUACAAAGUGUUUGUGGAUCUAUUCAACCUGGCAACAUUCCUGGUGCCACGUCACUGGGUGCCCAAGAUGAAUCCCAACGUUCACACAUUCCUCUACAUGGCGGAGUGCUGCGACAGUUCCUACUGCAGCAGUGAGGACUCCGACUAGGGGGGCAUCGAUCUGAGCAGUCGUCUGUUCUGACUCCCUUUGUGUCGCUGUAACUGACCUGGAAGAAGUAGAUCCUUUGCACAGCUGAGAAGAGUUGGUGACAGGUGCAUAUGUGACCUUCAAAUUUCGACUGACAAAGCACAUGAUGUUUCAGUCUUGGAUCUCAGAUUGACAUUAGGUUGAUACACCUUACAAAGCUCUCAUAUAUUGACAUAUCUUGUGUUAAUAAUGGCAGUCUUAUGAGGAUUUUAGCAUGAACUAUAACCUAUAUUGGAUUGUAAACUCAAAAAAGGUCACUUUUAAAUCAUCUUUCAUCCUAACUUAAGGUUAUUCAGUAUCCAGAAAAGGGAUAUUGUAGUUGAAUGUAGAAAGGAAAAAAGGAUGGUUGACAGUGUAAAUCACAAACCACAUUCUGACACAUACAUACGAAUGAAAUACAUGACUCAAUUUGUACAUUUAAAUGUUUUGCAAGCUAGGUGAACAUUUUGUUUGACACUAUAAUCAGGCCAAAUGUCCUACAAAUAUUGCUGAACAGUCUGCAGCACAAAGGUUCAAACAUCAAAAUCAAACCUGUAAUGGGGUCUCACCCAGCAUACAUCAAAUGGCCACAUUAGACUAUUUUAUUCUAAUCUAUGAUCUUGACCAGUCACACAGCAGAUGGCUCCUUGAUAAGACUUGCUUAGAUGUUUUCUCAAUAAAAUUAUGUAAAUUCACUGACUGACCUGAAAGCAAAUGGAUCAGUGAGAGCAGCGAUCAAACUGCUGGUGAUGAUGGGGUUUCGUAAAUACAUCAUCUUUCAUGUCAGCAUGCAGCGGAGGCUCUUCAGACUAUAGUGAUGUGGCUCAAGUGUGAGAGGAAGUGGAUAAGAUUAUGAUAAACCUCAGUAUAAACAAUGUCAACAUCUAAAACAGAACAAUUUGCACAGCAUGUAAAAUCAGACCAUAUUAACCAUGAAAUGUGUACAUAAUGUUAAUAAUGUAGAUGUUAGAUAUAUUUGGUAUAUUAUUCUAUAUAAUGUUAAAUUCUUUUUUUUUUGUAUGUAUUUAUGCAGUGAUUGAUGUGAUCUCUGUAUAGAUAAAUUCAUGAGCCAAAUCACCAAUAAUAUGUAUCUAUGUAUCUACUUUAUGUAUUUAAUAGGAUACAUUUUUGUAAAGUGCAUCUAUUCUUAUUAUUACAGUAUUUGCAGUGUUGUGUGUGUGUUGAUUGCUCAGUUACGAAUUCAACAUUUAUCAGCAUAGAAAAUGAUUUAUUUUGUCUUGUCUUUGUGAUGUAACAUGGUGACAUUUCAAUAAAAAAACGUUAUUUAACAUGA
This is a messenger RNA of Scomber japonicus (chub mackerel), 2655 nucleotides long. It is a transcript of the gene tdo2a, whose product is annotated as tryptophan 2,3-dioxygenase a. Gene Ontology annotation, molecular function: L-tryptophan 2,3-dioxygenase activity; metal ion binding; heme binding. Bases 123 to 1343 code for a protein of 406 amino acids. The transcript has 12 exons. The record is from RefSeq and is a predicted model, not a curated record. Lineage: Eukaryota; Metazoa; Chordata; Actinopteri; Scombriformes; Scombridae.